This is a messenger RNA of Colletotrichum scovillei, 1809 nucleotides long. Its product is annotated as GMC oxidoreductase. Gene Ontology annotation, molecular function: oxidoreductase activity, acting on CH-OH group of donors; flavin adenine dinucleotide binding. The coding region runs from base 1 to 1809 and encodes 602 amino acids. The record is from RefSeq and is a predicted model, not a curated record. NCBI's taxonomy places the organism in Eukaryota, Fungi, Ascomycota, Sordariomycetes, Glomerellales, Glomerellaceae. The transcript has 5 exons.
AUGAGACUGAAAGCCCUGGAGAUGGCCUCUGUAGCCGCAAUAGUGUUGGCGACUCGUUCUGAAGGUUUGUAUACUGAACUUCCAACUGAUCUCACAGAAGUCGACGUCAUAAUUGCUGGAGGAGGCACUGCGGGCAGCAUCGUCGCCUCACGACUCGCUGAAGCAGACCCUUCCCUGUCAAUUCUCAUUAUCGAGCAGGGGAAAGACAGCUUCAAUGUCACAAACGUCAUCUACCCAGCCUUAUUCGAGCGGAAUACCCUGCCCAAUUCGGAUACUGCUCUGUUCUGGAAGGCCAAUAAGUCACCGCAGCUAGCGAACCGUGAGCCAGUUGUUGAAACAGGCGGCAUUCUUGGGGGUGGAUCAGCUAUCAACUGGAUGGUGUACACCCGUGGGCAGUGGGACGAUUGUAACUCCUGGAACACGACGGGGUGGUCUGCGGAAGAAUUGCUGCCGCUUCUGGCAAAGAUCGAAACGUAUCACGGCGCAACUAACAAUCAAUCCACUCACGGGUAUGAUGGACCAAUUCAUGUAUCAAAGGGAACACACCAAGCGCCUCGAGCUGAAAGAGGCUGGAUUGAUGGGGCCGUAGAGGCAGGUUGGUCAGAGGUAGAAGACCUUCAAAGUCUGCACUCCAACAAUGGCUCCGGGCCCUGGUAUCGAUAUGUCUCGCCCACCGACGGCCGUCGCCAAGAUGUCGCACGUCGUUACUUACAUCCACUUCUGCAAAGUGGCGAGUAUCCUUACCUGAGUGUGCUAGUAGAAACCCAGGUUCUCCGUGUUGUGUUUGAGGGAGAAGAGAACCGCGCCGCUGGAGUGGAAAUCCGACCCAAUCCCGCAUUCGCGAAGGAUACCGGAAACAACAGCACGACGAGAGUCAAGGCCAGAAAGCUAGUAGUUGCUUCCGCAGGAUCCUUUGGAACUCCAUUGCUUCUAGAAAGAUCCGGUGUUGAUCAUCACUUUGUUGGGUACGUCUACCGCACAAACCUCGACCAGAACGAGACCAUCAACGGAAUAGCCCGAAAUGAUAAAGGGCGAGACGUGGAUGCGAUGAUUGCCGCCGACGACAAGCAACUUGGAUGGAACGGUCACGAUGCCUCUAGCAAGUUCAGACCGUCUCCUGCUGAUAUUGCAGCUUUGGGGCCAGAAUUCCAAGCUGCUUGGGACAGGGACUUCGAGGACUCACCCAACCGUCCUCUCAUGAUCAUGGGACUCUUCAAUGCCUACUUUGGCGACCCUGCCACUCUUCCUGAUGAUGCUGAGUACGUUACCACAGCACCCUGGGUAACAUACCCAUACGCGAGGGGCCACAUUCAUGCUACUGGGCCGAGUAUAGAUGAUCAGUACGACUUCACCACUGGGUGGCUACUUGACGAGAACGAUAUCGACCUGAAGAGCCACAUCUGGGGGUACAAGACGCAACGAGCCAUCGCUCGUCGGAUGGAAAUCUUUCGAGGCGAGCUCGCACUAGGGCACCCUAAGUUCGCCAACACAUCGAGCGCCGCUGUCAUUGAGGUGGCUGAAGGACCGGUCACUGAUUCCAUUGAGUACUCUAUCGAGGACGAUGCUGCAAUCAUCCAGUACAUACGUGAAAACAUUGGGACGUCAAGGCAUCCUCUUGGUACCUGCAAGAUGGCGCCCCGGGAGAACCGAGGGGUUGUCGACCCCCUUCUGAACGUCUACGGCGUGUCCGGGUUGAAGGUUGCGGAUCUUAGCGUGCCAUCUCAGCAAGUCGCUGCCAAUACUUACAACGCUGCACUGCUGGUGGGGGAAAAAGCUGCAGAGAUCAUCAUCACAGAGUUGGGACUCUGA